This is a messenger RNA of Arvicola amphibius (Eurasian water vole), 3165 nucleotides long. It is a transcript of the gene Bnc2, whose product is annotated as basonuclin 2. Gene Ontology annotation, cellular component: nucleus. NCBI's taxonomy places the organism in Eukaryota, Metazoa, Chordata, Mammalia, Rodentia, Cricetidae. The record is from RefSeq and is a predicted model, not a curated record. The coding region runs from base 16 to 3165 and encodes 1049 amino acids. The transcript has 6 exons. Gene Ontology annotation, biological process: regulation of DNA-templated transcription.
UGUCCUGACAACUCCAUGCAGUUCGGAACCAGAACGACUGCGGCUGAACCAGGGUUCAUGGGGACAUGGCAAAACGCUGAUACUAACCUCCUGUUCAGAAUGUCCCAACAGGUUCCACUGGCAUGUGCUGGCAGAGUGCUGGGUGCAGACUUUUGCCCAAACCUGGAGGAGCCAGACCAGAGGCUGGAAGUCCAGGCCAUCCGCUGCACACUGGUAAACUGCACGUGUGAGUGUUUCCAGCCUGGGAAGAUUAACCUGCGGACAUGUGAUCAAUGUAAACAUGGCUGGGUGGCACAUGCCUUGGAUAAGCUCAGCACACAGCACCUGUACCACCCCACUCAAGUGGAGAUCGUGCAGUCCAAUGUGGUGUUUGACAUCAGCAGCUUGAUGCUCUACGGGACACAGGCAGUGCCAGUGAGGCUAAAGAUACUGCUGGACCGACUCUUCAGUGUCCUGAAGCAAGAGGAAGUGCUGCACAUACUACAUGGCCUGGGCUGGACCUUGCGGGACUAUGUCCGUGGAUACAUCCUUCAGGACGCUGCCGGCAAAGUUCUGGACCGCUGGGCCAUCAUGUCUCGAGAGGAGGAAAUCAUCACCCUUCAGCAGUUUCUGCGGUUUGGAGAAACCAAAUCCAUAGUGGAGCUGAUGGCAAUUCAGGAGAAAGAAGGGCAAGCUGUGGCUGUACCAUCUUCAAAGACAGACUCAGACAUAAGGACUUUCAUCGAGAGCAAUAAUCGUACCAGGAGUCCCAGCCUCCUUGCUCACUUAGAAAACAGCAAUCCUUCCAGCAUCCAUCAUUUUGAAAACAUACCAAACAGCCUUGCAUUUCUGCUUCCCUUCCAGUAUAUAAACCCCGUCUCAGCCCCGCUGUUGGGGUUGCCUCCCAAUGGGCUGCUGUUAGAGCAGCCUGGACUGAGGUUGCGGGAACCCAGUAUUUCAACUCAGAACGAAUACAAUGAGAGCAGCGAGUCGGAAGUAUCCCCCACACCUUAUAAGAGUGACCAGACACCCAAUAGAAAUGCCCUGACGAGCAUCACUAAUGUGGAGCCUAAAACCGAGCCAGCAUGUGUCUCCCCCAUUCAGAAUUCUGCCCCAGUCAGUGACCUAAGCAAAACUGAACACCCAAAAAGCUCCUUCCGGAUUCAUCGUAUGAGAAGAAUGGGGUCAGCCUCAAGGAAAGGAAGAGUGUUCUGUAAUGCAUGUGGGAAGACCUUCUAUGACAAAGGUACGCUAAAAAUUCACUAUAAUGCUGUUCACCUGAAGAUUAAACAUCGAUGUACCAUUGAAGGUUGCAACAUGGUCUUCAGUUCCCUUCGAAGCCGGAAUCGCCACAGUGCAAAUCCCAACCCCCGCCUUCACAUGCCUAUGCUAAGGAAUAACCGAGACAAAGAUUUGAUUCGGGCUACGUCAGGGGCUGCCACUCCAGUCAUAGCUAGUACAAAAUCAAAUCUCACACUCACGAGCCCUGGCCGGCCCCCAAUGGGUUUUACCACUCCUCCACUAGACCCCGUCUUACAGAACCCUCUCCCUAGCCAGUUGGUAUUUUCUGGGCUAAAGACUGUACAACCAGUUCCUCCUUUUUAUAGAAGUUUACUUACUCCAGGGGAAAUGGUGAGUCCUCCAACCUCCCUCCCAACCAGUCCCAUUAUCCCAACCAGUGGUACCAUAGAGCAGCACCCUCCUCCACCCUCUGAGCCAAUAGUACCAGCAGUGAUGAUGGGCACUCAUGAGCCCAGUGCUGACCUGGCACCUAAGAAAAAGCCUAGGAAGUCAAGCAUGCCUGUAAAAAUUGAGAAGGAAAUCAUUGAUACAGCUGACGAGUUUGAUGACGAAGAUGAUGACCCUAAUGAUGGUGGAACUGUGGUCAAUGACAUGAGCCAUGACAAUCAUUGUCAUUCCCAAGAGGAGAUGAGCCCAGGCAUGUCUGUGAAGGACUUCUCUAAGCAUAGUAGGACCCGGUGCAUUUCAAGAACUGAAAUAAGAAGGGCUGACAGUAUGACAUCUGAAGACCAGGAGCCCGAGCGGGACUAUGAGAAUGAGUCUGAGUCUUCAGAGCCUAAACUUGGUGAGGAAUCCAUGGAAGGGGAUGAGCACAUUCACAGUGAGGUGAGCGAAAAAGUCCUGAUGAACAGCGAGAGGCCUGAUGAGAACCAUAGCGAGCCGUCUCACCAGGACGUCAUCAAGGUAAAAGAAGAAUUCACAGACCCCACUUACGACAUGUUUUACAUGAGCCAGUAUGGACUGUACAAUGGCGGGGGGGCCAGCAUGGCUGCCUUGCAUGAAAGUUUCGCAUCGUCUCUGAAUUAUGGAAGCCCUCAAAAAUUUUCCCCGGAAGGUGACCUGUGUUCUAGUCCAGACCCCAAAAUCUGUUAUGUGUGCAAGAAGAGCUUUAAAAGCUCCUACAGUGUGAAGCUUCACUACAGGAACGUUCACUUAAAAGAGAUGCACGUCUGCACAGUGGCUGGCUGCAAUGCCGCCUUCCCCUCUCGACGAAGCAGAGACAGACACAGCGCCAACAUAAACCUGCAUCGUAAACUGUUGACCAAAGAACUCGAUGACAUGGGCCUGGACUCAUCGCAGCCCUCCCUCAGCAAGGACCUCCGGGAUGAAUUUUUAAUGAAGAUCUAUGGUGCCCAGCACCCUCUGGGGCUCGAUGUCAGGGAAGAUGCCUCCUCUCCCGCAGGGACAGAAGACUCCCACCUGAAUGGGUAUGGGAGAGGCAUGGCAGAGGACUACAUGGUCCUUGACCUGAGCACCACCUCCAGCCUCCAGUCCAGCAGCAGUAUCCAUUCCUCCAGAGAAUCAGAUGCAGGCAGCGACGAGGGGAUUCUUCUUGAUGACAUUGAUGGGGCCAGUGACAGUGGGGAAUCCGCACACAAGGCUGAGGCUCCCACCCUCCCCGGCAGCCUAGGGGCUGAAGUUUCAGGAUCUCUUAUGUUCAACAGCUUGUCUGGGAGCAAUGGUGGGAUCAUGUGCAACAUUUGCCACAAAAUGUACAGCAACAAGGGGACCCUGAGGGUCCACUACAAAACUGUGCAUCUGCGAGAGAUGCAUAAGUGCAAAGUCCCGGGCUGUAACAUGAUGUUUUCCUCUGUGCGAAGCCGGAAUCGGCACAGUCAGAACCCUAAUCUCCACAAAAACAUUCCCUUCACUUCAAUAGAUUAG